Messenger RNA from Cyphellophora attinorum, 1191 nucleotides. RefSeq lists its product as uncharacterized. NCBI's taxonomy places the organism in Eukaryota, Fungi, Ascomycota, Eurotiomycetes, Chaetothyriales, Cyphellophoraceae. The transcript has a single exon. Bases 1 to 1191 code for a protein of 396 amino acids. The record is from RefSeq and is a predicted model, not a curated record. Gene Ontology annotation, molecular function: oxidoreductase activity.
AUGCUAGCACCCAAAUACACCCGCAUAGUAGCGGGCGCCGGCCCCGCCGGCGUAGCAGCCGUCGGCGCACUCCUCCACUUUCGCCCCAACGACAAAAUCGCCUGGGUCGACCCUCAGUUUUCAGGCGGGCGCCUCUCGAAGUACUACCGCGAUGUCUCGAGCAACACCAAGGUGAAACUGUUCCUCACGUACGCUGAAGCGUUGAAGCCAUUCAAAGAGGUCAUUGAGUCUACGCCAAAACCAAAUGCGAUCACAGCGUUGCGGGAUCUGGAGCAGGAGAAGGGCUGCAAGCUGAGUUUUGCCGCUGAUGCCGUGGAGAUGCUGGGCAAAGGAUUGAGGCGGCAUCAAAACGUGGAUACGAUCUUGGGUCAGGUCAACUCCGCAGAGUGGAAGGACAACGCUUGGACACUCAAGCCCUCUUCGGACAACUCUACCAACUCUCCGUCCUCCCUAACGGCCAAGAGCAUCGUACUAUGCACCGGCUCCUCACCCCUCGAAGUCCCCCUCCCCACCAAAAAGCCCACCCUCAUCAACCUCGACCCCGCCUUGGACCGCAAACAGCUUCGAGAUCAUUUGCCAACGGGCAAACCGACGACUAUCGGUAUCGUGGGCACGUCACAUAGUGCAGUGGUCAUCAUCAUGAACCUCGUUGAUCUUUUGAGAUCAACCCACCCACACAUCAAGAUCAAGUGGUUCGUCCGCUCCGACCUCCUCUACGCUGAAGAGCAACCUGAUGGGCGUAUUGUGCGGGAUAACACGGGGUUGAAGCAGGCCGCGGCCGAUUUUGCAAGGGAACACCUUGAGCCGGGGAAAUUGGAGGCCAGUCCGAUCUUAGGCAAGGUGCUGACACGAGUACACUGCCCAGAUGUGACAGAUCCAAAAAUGGCGCCUGAGCUUGACAAAUGCGACUAUAUCAUCCAAGCGAUCGGGUAUAAACGAGAUCCCCUACCACACCUCACAGUAAACGGGAAGAAAAUGCAGAACGUAGGGUGGGACCCCGAAACCGGACGCCUAUUGAACCAGAACGACCAGGAUAGCAAAAUACCACAGGCCUACGGCGCAGGCAUAGCGUUUCCACGACGGGUAACGGAUCCGUUGGGUACGGAGGAGAGUGCGGUGGGAAUGUGGAAGUUUAUGAAGCACUUGAAGGAGGGGCUUGUGCCGGCUUUGUUGGAUGAGAAGACUGCUUGA